AUGAGCACUUUCGACUCGAAGCUCCUAAAAAUCAGCGAGCAGAGAAAACUUGGGGGACUCAAGUCUCCUGGGCUUCGCCCAAACUCAACUUUCGCUUGCUCAAGUGUUAUUCCCACGUCAUUUGAGUGGACUUGGCAUUGGUAUUAUGUAUUCUACUUCCUCUUCGUCUACCAACUUGGCGCCCUUCUAUGGAGGUUUUGGUGGAAGGCGCCGGUAUAUCAACACUUUGCCAACACAAUUUUGUUUACUAAUUCUGGCUAGUCGAACGUCAUUAUCACUGCUUAUGCUACAAUAUUGGGAAGGUGGUUGACGGCUUUGCAUAUGAUUGUUGAUGCGGAAUCACUCCUUCAUAAUGCUUAUAAGUCAGUAAGUUCAACAAGCCCAACCGACCACACCACUUGAGAUGUCCAUUAACCCAGUCAUCAGUCCAAUGGCAAGCCUUUUGCCAUCCCCAUGAUUGAUCGUUGGAUUAUAUUUGUCACAGAUAAGGAAGAACUUAAACAACUAGAAUCAGAACCCGAGAGUUUGCUUUCUAUGGAACAUGUGCUGAAUGAGGUAUGAUAUCCCCGAAUCACCUUUCAUACAUGCGAUUAUGUUUAUUGACGGAAUAGCUCGGGUUUACAAGCUUGGUCCUCGGACCAUUCUCCCUAGUUCCAGAGAAAGACAAGAUCAAAAGCGAGAAUUUCCGAGUCAUGAUUGGUGUUCUGAAGAACAAACUUUGUUCAAAUCUUCCCGACAUGACCAAUUCCUUUCGAUGCCGGAUUAACGAAUCGAUUGCUUUAGAUUAUGAAAAUGGUGAGUGUGAUUGUGGAAGCUCGUGGUCUGUCAAAGGAUUGGAUACUAAAGUUCAUUCUUACAGGAACUCGGCUAAAUAGUAACGAAGAAUGGCGAAAAAUUCGUCUCAUGCCAGCUUUCCUACGGAUCUUCACUCGUGUCAAUAUUACAACUUUUCUUGGCGAGGAGCAAGGUAAGACCAGCCGUCUUCUGUCAUCUUAUUGGAUGUUGGAGCUAAUACCAAUGUUUACUUUAUAGGCACUCGUCCUGAGGUCUAUAAACUCGUCAUGGAUUUUACUGGAGUAUUGGUCGUGCCCUUCCUUUCUUGAAUUUAAUACCAGCAUGGCUACUACCGUAGGUGGAGUUCCUUCUAGAAGAGAAUGAGAUGAAGCCAACUGAAUUAUAGGAUGAUCGCUUCAGUAUUGAUGGGAUGGGGUGUCGCCAGAGCCAAGGUAUAUAGGCUACUUCAUCUGAUGGCUCACGAAACUAUUUCAGGUGAAGAGGCGAAGAGAAACCCUGUUCGUGUUCCCAAAAGCUUCAUGAGAAAAGAUAGCUAAUCUUUUCCAGGGGGCGCGAGGACACCUAACGCGAUGGAUUGCUGAAAUGUUGAGACUUGACGAUAUUGCCGAGACCGCAAAAGUGACCAUUGGUCUUUUGUUUGCGAGCGCUUUUCAAGUCCCCAUGGUGGGAAAAACUCAUUUACUUAUUGAUGAUAGAACUAAUUGUCGAUUAGGUCUCGCAAUUCAUGAUUCAUAGUUUAUGUGAACACAAAGAUUACCACGACAGACUCAGAGAAGAAGCUCUUAGAUACAAAGACGCCUCCUUCGGCCGCGUGAACCAAGAUAUGCCGCUCCUCGACUUCUUCAUGCGAGAAACCGUUCGUUUAAGUCCUGGCAUCAUUUGUUAG
This is a messenger RNA of Hymenoscyphus albidus, 1681 nucleotides long. NCBI's taxonomy places the organism in Eukaryota, Fungi, Ascomycota, Leotiomycetes, Helotiales, Helotiaceae. The record is from the annotation of a GenBank genome assembly.